AUGUCAGGACGCGGAAAGCAGGGAGGCAAAGCUCGGGCCAAAGCCAAGUCACGCUCAUCCCGUGCUGGCCUUCAGUUCCCCGUGGGGCGAGUGCACCGCCUGCUGCGCAAAGGCAACUACGCCGAGCGAGUGGGGGCCGGCGCGCCAGUGUACCUGGCGGCCGUGCUGGAGUACCUGACCGCGGAAAUCCUGGAGUUGGCCGGCAACGCGGCCCGAGACAAUAAGAAGACACGCAUCAUCCCUCGCCAUUUGCAACUAGCCGUGAGAAAUGAUGAAGAGCUCAACAAGUUACUCGGGGGUGUCACAAUUGCCCAGGGCGGCGUCUUGCCCAAUAUCCAGGCAGUCUUGUUGCCCAAGAAAACGGAGAGUCACAAGCCUGGCAAGAAUAAGUAA
Messenger RNA from Balaenoptera ricei (Rice's whale), 393 nucleotides. RefSeq names its product histone H2A type 2-B. The transcript has a single exon. Bases 1 to 393 code for a protein of 130 amino acids. Gene Ontology annotation, cellular component: nucleosome. Gene Ontology annotation, molecular function: DNA binding; protein heterodimerization activity; structural constituent of chromatin. Lineage: Eukaryota; Metazoa; Chordata; Mammalia; Artiodactyla; Balaenopteridae. The record is from RefSeq and is a predicted model, not a curated record.